AUGAACGAUAAGGGCCGAGCGGGUAUGCCUUCCGGUGGCUCGGAAGUUAAGCUGAAAACUGAACCAGUCGUGACUACCGGCUGGGGAGAUGCAUCCAGGGACGGUGAUAGUAAAGGUGUUGGUGAGGUGGACAAGAAAUCAGAUAUCGGAUCCGCGAUGGGUGCUGACUUUGGGGACCGAUAUAGAGUUGGUGAGGGUGGGGGUACUGGAAAUGUGGACUAUAAACAAGAGAACAACAGCGAUGUAAAGGAGGAGCGCCAAGUUCCCCCCCUGCCGCCAUCGCAGCCUCUAAAAACCCGGAACGAUAGGCGGGAGCAUUUGCAUGCUUACCAGAGUCAGUCGCAACUAAUGCAAGCACUCGCUGGAGAACAGGCGCGGAUAGAGCAGACAUCCCUCAAAGCACAGCCGUCUUCACAAGCACAGAGGCAUGAACGGGGCGACAGCGCGGCACACAGUCCAUCGCAGUACAUGUCACAGCGCCUGUCGCCAAUUCUAUCGCAAGCCCCUAACCGCCUCUUGGCACCCCGACCGGCCGCUGCUGUAGCACGUGGGAAUGGCACGUUGUUGGAGGAAGCAUCGGGCAAACAAGUGAAGCCGCCACAGACCCAGACUUACGAUCAGCGCAUACAGGAACAGCAAGAGCGGGCCCACCAGUUAGAGCAACAGCAGCGCAUGCUGGAGGCCAUACACGAGCACGAAGCAUCGACGACGACUGAGAGAUCGCCGUCCCCGCGAGUGGGGAGCAUUAGGGAUAUAAAAGGGGCCGACAGAGGGCAAUGGCCCCAAAGACAGGACGCCUCUCCCUCAAUACGUGCCCAGCAAUCGCCCAGUGGCACACAGCAGGCGCGAGCACAGAGAGGGGCGGAUGGGGGGGCUUGGAAUGGCUCAGGGCCCAUGAAGUUCCGAGAACACGAUACGGAAGCGGCCAGCAGUGCGCCGCAAGACAGGGUGUAUCGGUUCGACCAAAGGCCCGACCGAGAAGUGGGCAGAAGUCUGGGGGACUCUCUGAAGGAUCAGUUUGGCGAGGGUAUGAAGGCGCGGUCAGUCACGUACUCCCCACGGCUGAGUGUGCGCGACGAGCUACUUGUGACACACCGCUCGAAGUCUCAGCAGGACACUUUGAAGCCGUAUGGCUCGGGUGCGGGUUCUGAUGCGGAGUUGCCUACAGUUGCAAGCCCUGCGAAUGGCAGCUUGAGAAGAGGGGCCAACGAAUGUGCGAGCGUCAGCCCGAGUAUGGGUAUGGGUUUGGAGGUGCCGUUGAAAUGGCAACGCAAUCCAUCUACCCAGAGUGAGAAUCUCGGUAUGGCGCGGUCCCCACAGUAUUCGGCAAGGGCUGGUAUGACGCCAACUAUCCAGGGAGGGGAGGCGAAGCAUGAUGCAGCACAGCCACACUCACAAUAUCACCGAGAACAACGGGUCAACGUGUCUCUUACUCGCCCGAGAAGUGCAGACGUACUCACACAUGGUAUGGAUAUGCAUGCGGGAAGGGAGACGAAGAGGGUUCGGUUGGAUGAGAUGAGGCCCAUGGUCAGCUCACGGUCACAGCCACGAUUACCGCAAGUACAGGCACAAGCACAAGCCCAAGCAGAACUGGAAACCCAGGCGCAUUUGCGAAGGCAGCCUCAGGGUCUUACUCGAGAACAAGCAAUGCAUACACGAGACCAAGGUAUGUAUUCCCGGGCGCAGCUCCAACAGAGGACACAAUCACCGCAAAUGCAGUCACAGCCGACGAGAGAUGCGGAAGCACAGGGACAACGCCAGCUAGAAAGAGGCGAGGCCUACUUGCACAAAUCUGCACCGUCCAGGAGUGUGGGAGAUGAUCAGCACGGCCUGGAUUGGAAUGAUGAAGGUGCGGGCGGUAUUGGGGCUAUGCGGAGUAUGGCGCAACAGGCAGGACAAAAGAGCCCUCAAUAUCAAAGCCUGCGGUCGCAGCGAACGCUGGAGUCUAUCCCGCAUCAACGGCGGGACACGGCCGAGAGGGCGUACGCUGAGCGUCUACAAGGGAAUGUCACCGGUGGGUUGCGCGAGCGGGGUCGUGAAGGGGAUCGGGAGAUCUACCGCGGUCACAGAGGUGAAGAUGACUACGACAGAAAGUACUACCAAGCAAGCGGGGGGUUGUCUAACCGAGAGUAUCGAUACGAACGAGAAUUGGAAAGGGCAAGAGAAUUGGAAAGAGAAAGGGAAAUAGGAAGGGAAAGGGAAAGGGAAUGGGAAAGGGAAUGGGAAAGAUAUAGAGGAAGAGAUAAGGAGGAAUCAGACCUCAGAGAAUGGCACAAGGGUGCAAGCACGGGCAGAGAUAUGAAGAGAAGAGAGGACCGGCGACGAGACAUGGAACUCGACGGAUUUCGGGAGAUAACGUACAGAGACUAUCUCGACCGCACGGGUGAGAAUCUGGGACAAUUUCUACCCGGUUUGUCCAGAGAGGAUGGGCCAUGGUUCAACGACCGACCACUUGUGGCGAACCAACGGUACAUGGUAGAGGGAACCUACAAGAGGUCCACAAUGCCCACAGAUAGGGGUUACGAUUACAUGCACAAGCGUGGAGACAUAGACGGUUCUGUGGAUCCCAAGAAGGCUAUAUCCGAGAGUCCGUAUGACUAUCGGGAGGUGUAUACUGACAGCAAGGACGGCUUGGUAGACGAGCGCGAGAGAGCGCGUGCGAUGAGUCGAGGUGCGUUCGAUCCAAUGGGCGACGCAAGGCAGAGGGAUAUGCACGAGUCACGUGCCUUCCGCACACAGGCAGAGAGUGAGCGGGAUCUUCGCAUGCUCGAGGAUAGACGGAGAGAGGCGGACAGGGACGGUAUGGACCGUUUGCCCUCGCGGACCAGGCCAUCGGAGUGGACUAGGGCAGACCCCAGAGACAGGUCGAGGUUUGAGGUCGAAGCAGAGGCCGAUAGUGCGCGUAAGCUGCGGCACUCGCCCUAUUUGGAAAAUGGGCGGACAAGUGGGGGUAGAGACGUGGGGGGAGAUUAUCUGGAGAGUAUCGCGGACCAGAACACGGCUAGUGCAAGAGACCCAAGGAGUGACCGAGAGGCCGGCGACUGGCCCGCAGGCGUAGACCGAGAGAGUAGUCUGUCGCGAGCACGGAGUCAACCGGGGAUAGCCCAAAGAAGCAGGGCGUCCCAUGUGAGUGCAGUACCACCCAAAGCACGUAAGGAGCAAUCCCCGAGUGCACGGGCACGUCAUCUGUCCAACGCACAGGUACGCGGACAGGGCCAUGAACAGCCGAGCGUAUCUCAGUCGCACCUGGGCGUGGUGGGGACGAACGCGCAUCUGGGGGUGAGUUCUACCAAAGGCUCGCUGCUCCUGAGCUCCGGUACUGCUGGCAGCCUAGUGGCCGGGCCUUACUAUACACGGGAGCGGAAGUACAGUAUCGUGAGCGAUUCGCAUAACAAUGCCGACUCGAAGCAAGGUUCUGGCCGGGUGAGGAGAAACUCGAUGCACACGACCGGCUCGGGGGGGUCUCCUGGGGGGUCUGAUGUGGAGCCGGUCGAUGCUACGCCGGCUGAGAAGGAGAACUGGCGGAAGAUGAAGCACAAGAAGCAGGAGCGCAAACGCCGCGAUAUGCACAACGACUCGUUUCGGAAACUGGGGACCCUGCUGCCGUCCAAGGACGAUAUAAACCUGCCUAAGGUACAAGUCCUCACAGAAGCCAUCACACACAUCCACGAGCUUCGCCGCAUAGGAAGUGCACUUGAGAACGUGCGCGCAACCACAGCCGAGCAAACACGCGAACUGCAGUACUGCCUGCGCAGUUUAUUGCGAGACCGGCAGCGUAGGGGCUUGUCCGUGCCCUCCAUCGAUCCGGCCCUCUUGGAUGUACCACCGCUCGCGUUCAACAGGCCUGUAGGUAGCCGAGAGGGCAUGCGAAGCCGAUCAGUGACUGACUAUGAACAUGCGGAACGACAGCAGACGGCCCGAGGCAGCGGGCGGGAUGAGGGGUACAAGGAGAGUCUCAGAGACAGAGAUGCAGAUGCAGAUGCAGAUGGAGAGAGAGAUCAAGACGGUGGUAGGUAUAUGGACCGAGACAAGCACACAGAGGACACCCCGAUAGACGCAGAGAAGCAUGCGAGUGCUGAUGCGUACGAUAACGCAGACGGCAGUGGCGAAGAUGAUGACGAGGGCGAUCCCGGCGUAGGCGUGCAUACAGUCAAGGAGUUUGUGGUCAAGAUAAAGGGAGGCUCAGGGUCGGAGUGGUUGAGUUUCUCGUCCAUGCACAAGAGUGCCACAAACCCAAAGGGCUCGCUCCUUGCCACUACUACCAACAGUAAUGACAACAACAGCAACAGUAACAACAACAACAACAACAACAGUAGCCACAACACUGGCGGACACGGCAGUGGUGACCUUGACCCGAGCAGCAGUAGCAGGGCCUUCGACGCACCUUACGGGGGUACUAAUAAGCACGGUAGGGAAGACUGGUUGUCCAAUGGUGGCCAGAAACGACCCACAGGGCACAAGCGCAAGCCAUCCUCUCUCUCCACCUCCGAUGCCUACUCAAGCGCCUUCGCACAGCCAACGCCAGGUAUGCGCAGUGUCAGCGGCGGUAGACCAUACACGGCCCCCAAUCGAGGUCAACAAGUGCCCACAAGCACACAGACAGUCGGAGACAACAGCACAUACAGCCGAGGCCUCGAGAGCUUCUCUCACCAGGCUCGGGCGCAGCGGGGCAUGAGUAAACAGAUGGGGUCUCAGCGGGCGUACUCGCCAGCUCGAGAAGCCUCGUCACGGACCUGGUCUCCCAUGCGUGAGAGAGACAGUGGUGGACGACAGAGUGGGACCCAGCUGAAAGGUGCAGCAGACAGAGGGGACGGAUCGGCCAAGAUGCGGCUGUUGAGACUGCACGUGUCGGUCAGUGAGGCGCAGGAGAUGGAUGUGGACGAGGUGGUUGGAGAGGGGAAGGCAGGAGGACUACGUGACAGGUACGGAGGCACGCGUUCAACUGAUGACAGCAGACUGGAGGGGAGUGCCAUGAGAGCCGACGAAGCCGGUGCGAUGCGGAGGUGCGGUAGUACAAAGUAUUACUCGGAUCAGCAGGAGAAUCCGUACGGUUAUGACGAUGACGUGGAACACUAUGGCCGAGACAAGAGGCAUAUCGCAUAUGAAGCCGAGCAGUACUACGUCGAUGAGUUCGGGUUUGAAUACGAGCCAGAGGACCUGGAGGCGAGCGAUAUAGAGUAUGACGAAAUCGAAGAUGCCCUUGCUGCCCAACUACAAAUGGGGGAUAGGGGUAGGUAUAGGGAAAGGUAUGGGGACACAGACAUGGUGCAAGGUGAUAAGUCUGUAGGCGGAUAUACCGAGAGUACUGGUAUACUCUCUCACGCGUCACGUCCCCCCACCGACGAACACGGAAAUGCCUCUGUCAAUCCGCGCAGUGAGUUACAGGGCAAUAAAUCGGCAGGUGGACACGGUAACAACAAACAUAGCCAGAUGCCGAACCCCAGGUCAAAGGGUAAGAACAGUGUAGGUAGGAAUAGUGUAGGUACUAUUUCCAUAACUCCUAACCCGCCGCCACGAAAUCGUAGUAGGGCUAGUACGAGCUCGGCCGCUAAGCGCAAAACGCCCAAGUCUCGAUCUAACGCUCGCAGGAACAGUGAGAGUGCUGGAGGGAUCCAUUCGGAUGCGUAUGACGGUUAUCAUGGCAACGAGGAUGGUGGAGCCAGCGGUGCGGAGGGAACGUAUGGAAGGGGCGGUAGACCGGGACACAACGAGAACGAGCGUCGGCGAAGGUCUCAGAUGAACCAGGCUUUCAACGAACUUCAGCUUAGACUACCCGUAUUCAGAGCCAUGUCAAAACCCUCGAAGGCGCACAUCCUGGACGAGGCGAAGAAAUGUCUAGUCAAUCUCAAGAGCACCCGUGCGAAACUGAAGGGCCAAAUUAGUGACCUGCAGUACAGUAUCGAGGACAAAAGGCGCCGACUCGAAGCCCUACGUUCGCGAUAGAAGGUGCAUGUUUGCGUAUACGUGGGCGUGUGCCUGGAUGAUAGGCGACACGCCUGUACGGCAUGUGUUGUCUCAACGCAACCAGUGUCUAACGUUGAUGGGUAGACUAUUAAUAUGAACAAAGUGUACGCUCACGUCAAAAAACAUAAUCACUCACAUACAUAUACUAACAAAUAUAGAACAUAGAUGAACCACCUUCGGCCAGUAUACUCACACGCUGACAUUAUCUCGCAGCCAGGCAUACAUUCACAAACACACGCCCAAGGUAACAUACCGUAUUCACUAUGGCAUCUCUGCUAGUCUCGCAUUAGCAUACCUGUAUCGGAACUUUUCAUCGAGUGUUGUAGGCUUACUUUCGGCUGAAAAGGCAGGAUGUCCUACUGCUCUGAGACUUCGACUACACAAGCAAUACAAUAAACUGAAUCAGGACCACAGCUGAG
Messenger RNA from Sphaeroforma arctica JP610, 6383 nucleotides. RefSeq lists its product as hypothetical. Gene Ontology annotation, biological process: regulation of transcription by RNA polymerase II. Bases 1 to 5943 code for a protein of 1980 amino acids. The transcript is spliced from 3 exons. NCBI's taxonomy places the organism in Eukaryota, Ichthyosporea, Ichthyophonida. Gene Ontology annotation, molecular function: protein dimerization activity; RNA polymerase II cis-regulatory region sequence-specific DNA binding; DNA-binding transcription factor activity, RNA polymerase II-specific. The record is from RefSeq and is a predicted model, not a curated record.